Molecule: messenger RNA, 4801 nt
Organism: Acyrthosiphon pisum (pea aphid)
Lineage: Eukaryota; Metazoa; Arthropoda; Insecta; Hemiptera; Aphididae
Product: lateral signaling target protein 2 homolog
Exons: 11
Coding region: 512-3130 (872 amino acids)
Cellular component (GO): early endosome membrane
Molecular function (GO): metal ion binding
Source: RefSeq, a predicted model, not a curated record
CUCCCCAACCGAAGUCUGACCGCCGCCGCCCGACGACGACCGCGGUCGCCACUCGUCGUGCAACCGUGUGUCGCGCGACUUCAGUAGCGUAUCGGCCCGCGCGCCCGUUCACGUCGUGUACUGUGUCUCGAGAUUGUGAUUGCUGCACACAACGUUUUUCCGACGUUCGUUUUUUUUUUUUGUCGCAAGACAUUCGGCAACGUUCGCCCAGGUCAGCGGUAGACGACGACGCUGUGCCCCUAUAUUAAUACCAUCGUUAAAUAAAUUCUCGUGCGACUCGUUGUUAUCACCGCCGAGUCGUGGUGGGCAGACCGUGUCUCUGUGUCUGAGCCGAGUUCGCUGUUCGAAAACCUCGCUGGGUCGCCGUUUUCGCGGCCGUCGUUCGUCCAUGGUCCGUACGCGAUACGCUUCCGAAAUGUCGUCCGGAAACGGUUCGCUGCAGCCGCCAGCGGUUAUUUGACAGAGUCUGAUGAACAUUUGACCCCGCGGCGUGUCUUUGGCAGUCUGGGAAAUGGAGUCCAUCCGGAAAUGGUUUUACAAGCCAAAGAAGGGAGACCGUUCGUUGUUGGCGCAGUUCUUUUACGCCGACGACGAAUUGAAUGCCGUCGCAGCGGAACUGGACAGUUUCGACGGUAAAAAAGACCCUCAGCGGUGCACCGCUCUCGUGAACCAUUUGCGACAAUGUCAGGACAAAGUCUUGACGAUUUGUAUUAAAAUCAUGGACGAGCUGAUACCUGGCGAACGGGCCAGCCGUGACUUUCGUGUAAAAUUUCCAGACGACGUAAUUCAGGAUAAUUUGGCGGGGCAGUUGUGGUUUGGCGCUGAGUGUCUAUCGGCGGGGUCGAGCAUAAUGAACCGGGAAGCCGAGAGCGGAGCUAUGAGGCCUUUAGCCCGGGCGCUGACCAAGUCGUUGGAAAGAGUCCGAGGCCUCCUGAGGGACGCGAGCCUUUGCGGUGACCAAACUCCGCCCUGCUUACGUAACCUAAUAUCGUCGUUGUGUACGUUCGAUCAUCUGUUGGCUGAGUUUGAGUUGCGUUACGUGUCCGCAAUGGUGCCAGUCAAGACCGCCCACGAAUACGAACUCCAGCAACUCGUAGUUGUCUUGUUCUCAGAGACCCUACAAAGAGCGCUCGUCAAAGGUCUCCUGACCCAAGAAAUGGUUGACGACUAUGAUCCUGCCCUCAUGUUCACCAUUCCUCGUUUGGCCAUCGUGUCUGGUCUGUUAUUUUACCCCUACAUGUCACCACUGUCCCUCGACCAAAACGCCACCGACAUGUCCGAUAUGUUCCGUCCAUUUCGUUCGUUAUUAAUGAAAAUCAGAGAGCUCCUACUCACUCUGUCCGACAAGGAGCUGUCAACGCUGGAGAGGAUGCUGUGUUCGUCCGAUGAGGUUAAGUUCGACGAGAAUUUGUCGGUGAAGAACCAACAGUCAUCGUGCCAGGAAACCAGUGACGAGGACUCUGAGUGCCUUUCAUCCAGCACUGCAGAAUUGGUAAUGGACAACAGCGUUACCACUACCACUGCCACCCCCGUAUCAACCAUAGAACACUGUGGUACGAAAGGAUUUCCGCCGACGCCUCCGUCAUCACCGCAAGACCUUAUCAACAACAACAGCAACAGCAACCAAUGCAACCCGUCAACUAAACGUGGGUCGUUCGGAUCGACAAUCAUAUCAACGAACAAUGACAGGGAUCAACAGGCCAACAAUGAAUUGAAAAGUCCAGCGGUCAACCGACAACAACUGCAACAAUAUGAUUGUGGUGGUCUGGAGUCGUCAUCUGGUUCGAUGCCAGAUGCAGAUCUCACCGAGUCUCUGGCCACAGCUACGGAAGCUCUGACAGAAAUCUUGGUGAAGUCGACAAACUUAGAACGUGAGAUCAUCAGGAACAACGGCAGUGGCGCAGCUGUGGUUGUGGUGGUGGUUCAAGACGAUAACGGAAACGAAAAUGUGAUGUCGCCGCAGCUUCAUCCUACAAAACAGCACCAUGCACCCCCAAACGUGUCGAGUAGUUCAACUCAAACAGAAUUGCCAUCGAGUUCAUAUCGGGUGUGUUGUUGCAACAAUUGGAACCGAUGGAAGUCGGCUACAGUAGAUAAUAAGAGAGACAGGUCGUCCUCUGUUAGAUGUAUGUCGCCGUCUAGUGGUGGAGGUGGUAGUGGUCGCCGUUGUUGUCAUCACCAUCACAGGAGGAAAAAGAAAAAUGCCACCGCCACCUCUUCCAACCGGGUUAUUGGUAAUGAUAGCUGCAGCAGUAGCAGUAGUAGUGGUGAGAUAAAAGCCCGGGAAAAGGUCCCCGUUGUGACUGCCGUCUCGACCAAGUACUCAAAGAGCUGGCGGGAAUUGCGCAAGGCAACCAGCGUUGAUGGCAAACGGUCAGCUGAAGUGGUGAUUUGUCGCCUCCAAACCACAAAAUGUUGCAAUACCGCCAGAUGUAGCAGCGUUAAACCUAUUAUCAAGAAACAUGAAACGUGUUCAAGCUGUUCUAGUUGUACGACUUCAUCAGCAGAUGAGAGCGACGAAAGCGUGACUGACAGCACAUCAACAGACAGUUCCUGUAAUUAUUCGUUACGUCGACAAAAAGCUCGUGCUAAGUUCAGAUCUGAUGAAGACUUAUUGCAUCGGCUGUUUGUAUGCAUAUCGGGAGUGGCUGACCAACUGCAGACAAACUUUGCUGGAGACUUACGUAAUAUACUUAAAGCAGUGUUUCUCAUGUCUAAUUCUAAUUGCGGCAACGAUAGUCAACAGAACUUGGAAGUAAUUCCUGUGAUAAACAACCCACCUCCAGUGAUCGAUAUCGAAAAUGGUGAAGAGGCGCUCGUUUGGAGAGGUGAAACCAUGAUGAAUGAUAUGUUAUCCACGUCAACAGAGACGCCACCACCGUGGAUACCUGACAAUGAGGCUCCUGUAUGCAUGUCAUGCAAAGCCAUGUUCACUGUAGUCCGAAGACGUCAUCAUUGUCGAAAUUGUGGAAAAGUAUUUUGUUCUCGGUGCAGUUCAAACUCUGUUCCUUUACCCAGAUUCGGGCAUUUGAAGCCAGUGCGUGUGUGCAAUCGUUGUUUUAUCUAUCAGGUUACGCCGUUUACAUUGGAGCAUUCAAUUGGACCAGUUCCGAUUGUCUUGCAGUCUUAAUUAAUUAUAGUCCAUCACCACAUAAGGUUCUCUCCCCAAAACCCUCUUCUCCCAAACAUUCCAAAGAAAUAAAGAAACAUCUUUAUUUUUUGUGUUACCAUUUUAUCCUAAUUGACUGUUUGUUUCUUCACUUUUAUUCUUUAGCUUUAUAUACUUUUUCCCCUCGAUAAAUAUUCUGUUCCUAACAGUGAUAAUAUUAAUUAGUUGUAUGCAAAUAAAUCGAUGUCUUGAACAACAUUUUGUUGUUGAUUCUACAAUUUAACAUUAAUGAAUGCAUUUGUUAUUGUAUUUUAUAUUAUAAAUUUAAUUUAAUGAUAAUAUAAUUUUAGGUAAGAAUCAUAACAUUGAUACUGAUUACUAUUAUUAGCGUGUAUUAUAAUGUGUUGUCAGUUAAAACAAUUCUAUUAUAAAUACAUAUAUAUAUAUAUUUUUUUUUUUUAUACUAAGCUUUGAUAUGCUCAAUAAUGUUUUUUGCCCACAUUUAGUCCUGUUGUCUUGAACUUAAUCACUUUAAACCUCUAAAAAUCAUAUAGUUAUUAUAAUCUAAUUAUUAUUAUUACAUAUUAUCAUAUUAAUUGAUAGAAAUACAGUUUUUAUUAUUAACAUUAUUUUUAAUUUGGUUAUAGAAAACAAACUUAAGUUUCCUCUAUCAUUAUUUAAAUUAUACGUUUUAAUCAUACCAACAAACUUUGUUCACUCGAUCUAUCAAUAUUGGAUUAAUGAUCAAAAAUGGCUGUGGAUUUUAUUCUUUAUGAUCAUUGUUCUAUAAUAUCUAUACACUAUUGUAAGUUGUAACAUGCAUUAAGCAUUUUUUAGUUUGUUUUUUUUUUUUUUUUGAUAAUUAUUAAACUUAAGUACAUUAGUAAAAAUAAAAACCGAUUGAUAAGAAUGUAUAAAUUUCAUUAUAUUAUACUGUUCAAGAUUCUGUACAAAAUCUACGUCCAACAAUAUAAUAUGCAUCAUACAUGCAUGAAGUAACUUGUAUGUUUAAAAAAACCAUUUAUCAUGAUUUAUCAAAAAAAUUCUUUUAUUGUUAAACUAAACCUCUGUGAUAGUUUUUACCUAAAAAUAUAAUUAUUCAUUUUAUGUUUAUAAUUAUUUAUUAAUUUAAAUAUUUAUUAUUACGCUUACAAAUUAUUAUAUCAUACAAAGGUAGUGUGCUGCUAUUGUUGUACUGCUACAAUAUAAUCAAAAAAUGUGAAAAUAAUUAAUUAUGUCAACAAAGUUAUAUUCGUCCAUAAACAUGUAUAAUACUAAUCAGCUUACAAUUAUAUUUUAAAAUAAUAAUUAAUUAAAGGUAUUAUUCUAAUUAGAAACUUUGUUGUAGCCAAAUUUUGAUAAAAAAUGUCGAUUGUUGUGUUCUAAUGUUUGUGCUAAUGACAAAUUGUUAAUAGUAUAGAAAUUGAUUUUCCGUACGGUUAAUACAUAGUAUGUAACGUUUGAGUAUGUCUGGCACAGAGCAUUUAAGUAUAAUAUGUUAAGCACAUUUUAUUUAAAUAUUUUGUACGUGCAAUACAUUUUUAUUUCAUUAUUUUUAAGAUAAGUGUUUGAAAUAUGUGUUAAGUGUUACAUCGCCUACUCGUCUUGGUUGAAAUCACUGUUCUUGUAUAGUUUGUAUGCGAAUAUGUCAAAAAAAUUGUGUGUUGUAAGUCGAUUAAAAAGUUUAUUGUA